This is a messenger RNA of Ostrinia nubilalis (European corn borer), 7025 nucleotides long. It is a transcript of the gene garz, whose product is annotated as Golgi-specific brefeldin A-resistance guanine nucleotide exchange factor 1. The transcript is spliced from 36 exons. Gene Ontology annotation, molecular function: guanyl-nucleotide exchange factor activity. Lineage: Eukaryota; Metazoa; Arthropoda; Insecta; Lepidoptera; Crambidae. Bases 243 to 6779 code for a protein of 2178 amino acids. Gene Ontology annotation, biological process: regulation of ARF protein signal transduction. The record is from RefSeq and is a predicted model, not a curated record.
CUAAAAUUCUGAAACGUCAACAUGAUCGUGGUGGAACUUGCUAAUCAAAUUGUGAAUUUCCAUUGAUAUUGCUAUAUUUUGUGUCUAAAUUUGUGAAUUUUAUCAAGGAAUUACAACUUUGCAGUGGGACCCGUACAUAAGUGCAGUGUAAAUAUGUAGUUUCGUGGAAAGUGCGCUUAGGAACCAAGUUAUUUUUACUACGGUGUUGAUGUUGAUCAGUUUUUGUGAAAUAAAUCAGUAAAAUGUCGCUCCCUGGCAAUGGUAUCUUCGUGGUGCAGGGCGAGAUGGCAAUGCUCGUCACUGCCAUGCGUAGAAGUACCCGUUGGGGCUCGCAUUCUUUCCCCAACGAAGAAUAUGAUGUGCUCAUGAAAACCUUCCAAGACCUGAAGAUCAUCCUCAAUCAAGUAGACGACCUGAGGCUCCUGGACCCGGCGACGUAUUUAAGUCCGUUCCUAGAAGUCAUCAGAAGCAAAGAAACUACUGGGCCUGUGACUAGUCUAGCUCUAUCGGCUAUACACAAGUUUUUAUCCUAUGGACUAAUAGAUCCAACCCAUCCCAGCGUGCCUGCCAUAGUGGAAGACAUUUCCGAUGCAGUCACUCAUGCCCGGUUUGUGGGCACCGACCACUCAUCUGACGGAGUUGUUCUCAUGAAGAUACUGCAGGUACUCCGCACACUUAUGUUGAGCCCUGAAGGAGUGAUGCUGACCGACGAAAGUGUCUGUGAAAUUAUGCUCAGCUGUUUUCGAAUCUGCUUUGAGACAAGACUUACAGAGCUCCUCCGCCGCAACGCCGAGCAGUGUCUCCGGGACAUGACCCAGCUGAUCUUCAUGCGACUACCGCAGUUCCCGCCAGAAGAUGCCGCGUCGGCCAGCUUUGCCGCGGUCGGGCUCUCGCUGAAGAAACGCGACAAGACCGCCAAGAAGAAGAGCCUGACUGGGAUUCAUAGUACAAAUUCGUUAGAGAGGAAUUCAUCUAUGACCGAGCAAGCCAGCGCCCACGCCGACCCCGAGACAGACAACGAAAAGAAACUGGAGAAAAUGAGGCACCACCAAGACAAGAACCUGCUAAACGAAGCGGAGAUCACCAUCGAACCCGUGGACCCUCUGAAGACGCCGACUAAGAAGCACAACCGCCACUCAUCUAUGGACCUGGCCUCCCAGAACACCUCCAUCACACAACUGCUGGAGAAGUGCGUGAAUAAGGACGCCGAGCCGGAGAAGACUGAUGAAGCGGAGAAGACUGACGAGCAGAAGGAAGAGGUUGACGUGACGGAUGCUGAAGUAAUAGAGCAGGACGGCAGCACAUGUACGAAGCCGGCUGAAGCAGAGGACGCUUCAGCCGAAAAGGAGAAGCUUGAGGAGUACGUGAACCACAGAGGCAUCCGGUUCACGCCGCAGGAAGAUUCGCUCAACCUGCAGCCGUAUGGGUUGGUCUGCGUCAGGGAGCUGUUCAGGUUCCUGAUAUCACUGUGCAACCCGCUGGACAGCCAGAACACGUCUGCCAUGGUGCACUUAGGACUGUCGCUGGUGGGCACGGCGUUGGAGGUGGGCGCCGACCAGCUGGCCGCCUGCCCCUCGCUGUUCUACCUCGUGCGGGACCCGCUGUGCAGGAACCUGCUGAGCCUUCUUGGCACGGAGAGGAUAUCGAUCUUCGCGCUAGACCUGCAAGUGUCCUUCCUUCUCUUCGAAGCGCUGCGUUUCCAGCUCAAAUUCCAAAUGGAAGCGUUCUUCAAGAAGAUCAUCGAAAUUAUAUCAAUGGACACGUCCAAAGCCAUAUACGAGCUGAAAGAGAUCCAGCAUUUAGCCCUCGAGAGCUUAGCUCAGCUGUUUAGGAUACCAGGCUAUUGUACAGAGCUGUAUUUAAACUACGACUGUGACGUGUAUUGUAUGAAUGUUUUUGAAGAGCUAACGAAAUUGUUAUCGAAGAACGUCAUAUCCUCAACAGCUUACAACAUUCACUCGCUAUCACUAGAAGUGUUGUUGACUAUUAUAGACGCAAUCGAAAUGGGUACGCAGCCCAAGAUUGAGAGUAAGAGUGAGACGGAUAUAUUGAAUGUUGAGGAGGAGAAAGAGUCAAAAUAUGGGCGUGGCGGUCACGUGACAUUGGAGUUGGGAGGAAUGGAUGAUGCGUCGGUGGUGAGCGAUCACGUGACGCACGAUAUAAGCCAGUACUUCGUUCCUGGGAGAACUGGCCGUCAUAAGGCGACCACGAACCUUCCCACUGAGGCCGAGUUGGACAAUAUAAGGAAUAUGAAGAAGUGGGUGACCCAAGGCACGGAACUGUUUAACCAGAAGCCAGAGCGUGGAAUAGAAUUCUUGCAAGAGCAUGGGGUUCUAAAGACUCCUUUAGAUCCUCACGAAGUUGCAAUCUUCCUCAGAGAAAAUCCUGAUUUGGAUAAGAAAAUGAUUGGCGAGUACAUCUGCAAGCGUUCGUCUCGCGGCGAGGACGACAGCGAAAGCGGCAGCACUGUGCUAGGAGCCUUCGCAGACAGUUUCGACUACACCGGACUUCGCAUCGAUCAGGCGCUCCGCUUGUACUUGGAAACCUUCCGGCUGCCGGGAGAGGCGCCCUUGAUAUUCCUGGUCAUGGAGAAGUUCGCUGAGAGGUGGCAUUCUACAAACGGCGAGCCAUUUGCCAAUACUGACGCGGCUUUCCGCCUGGCGUACGCGGUCAUCAUGCUUAACAUGGACCAACACAAUCACAACGCGAAGAAACUGAACGUGCCCAUGACUGUUGAUGACUUUGUGAAGAACCUGCGAGGGUGCAACGGCUCGGGAGACUUCGAUCAGGCCAUGCUGGAGGCUGUUUAUUAUUCUAUCAAGAACGAAGAGAUGGUGAUGCCAGCAGAGCGAGUGGGUCCGGUUAGAGAGGCCUACCUAUGGCGGGUACUACAGAGACGCGGCCGCACCGCCGCCGCCGCGUACCGUGCGCCCGCGCCGGCCCAUCCGCACCACGCUAGAUUGUUCACUGUUGUCUGUCCCUGCGCGGUAACAGCCCUAUCAGCGGCUUUCGAGCGCGCCGCGCCGCCCUCCCCCGAGGAAAUCGAGUCCAACAACACGCGCUCAAGCGCUGCGCUACUAGCGCUGAGCGGGCUCGAGCGCUGCGCAGCGCUAGUAGCGCGGCAGCCGGCCGACGCGCUGACGGUGGACACUCUGCUGCUCACGCUGUGCAAGUUCACAGCGCUGCAGCCCGCUGUAGCCGCGCCGCAGCAGCACUACCGCGCCAUAGCGCUAGUAGCGCGGCAGCCGGCCGACGCGCUGACGGUGGACACUCUGCUGCUCACGCUGUGCAAGUUCACAGCGCUGCAGCCCGCUGUAGCCGCGCCGCAGCAGCACUACCGCGCCAUAGCGCUAGUAGCGCGGCAGCCGGCCGACGCGCUGACGGUGGACACUCUGCUGCUCACGCUGUGCAAGUUCACAGCGCUGCAGCCCGCUGUAGCCGCGCCGCAGCAGCACUACCGCGCCAUAGCGCUAGUAGCGCGGCAGCCGGCCGACGCGCUGACGGUGGACACUCUGCUGCUCACGCUGUGCAAGUUCACAGCGCUGCAGCCCGCUGUAGCCGCGCCGCAGCAGCACUACCGCGCCAUAGCGCUAGUAGCGCGGCAGCCGGCCGACGCGCUGACGGUGGACACUCUGCUGCUCACGCUGUGCAAGUUCACAGCGCUGCAGCCCGCUGUAGCCGCGCCGCAGCAGCACUACCGCGCCAUAGCGCUAGUAGCGCGGCAGCCGGCCGACGCGCUGACGGUGGACACUCUGCUGCUCACGCUGUGCAAGUUCACAGCGCUGCAGCCCGCUGUAGCCGCGCCGCAGCAGCACUACCGCGCCAUAGCGCUGAGCGGGCUCGAGCGCUGCGCAGCGCUAGUAGCGCGGCAGCCGGCCGACGCGCUGACGGUGGACACUCUGCUGCUCACGCUGUGCAAGUUCACAGCGCUGCAGCCCGCUGUAGCCGCGCCGCAGCAGCACUACCGCGCCAUAGGUGUGACGCUGGGCCAGUCCAGCAAGGCGCAGCUGGCUCUAAGACGUGCAUGCGCAGUAGCGGCAAGACACGCUGACUGCGUUCGCGAUGCCUGGAAGUACCUACUGGAUAUCGUCACCACACUGUUCGUGGGACGACUACUGCCUAAGAGCAUGGUGGAAGUGGAAGACUACCUAGCACCGAAUGGGACAGUUUCGCUUCUGAGAGAAGCCGCGAGAGGCUCGGAGGCCGGCUUGCUGUCCAGCAUUUAUUCUUACAUCGCACUGGGAGAGUCAGGGAUUCGAACUCCAACGCCCCACGAGAAGAGUCUGAUCGACAUAGCAACAGACUGCGUAGCCAAAUGCAACCUGCCCGGACUGCUGGUCACUGAAACCAAAUUUUUACAACUCGAGAGCUUACAAGAACUAGUCCGAGCCAUGGUAGUGGCUGGCACCCCGCCUGACGCCGAAAGCCUUCAGAUGAAUCCACCUUUAGAAGACGUCACCAUUUUCUACUUGGAACUGCUGGAACAAACGCUCAUACAAAACAGGGACCGCCUCCUCACAGUGUGGGACGAAGCCGGGCCGCACAUCCGGCGCGUGGUCACGUGGUCGGCCUCCCGCUGCGGCUACACUCUCACGCGCACUCUCACCGCACUCCUGCGCAGCGCCGCGCGUCUGAUGCGCUGCGACCAUUGCGCCGCGCCUGUGUUACAGCAUUUGAGGCUACUGCUGCAGCUGCCGCAUAAGCCGUUACAGCAGCACACGCCUGCGAUCUCCUGCGGUCUAUACGACAUAGUGAAGACGUCGGCUCAGAACGUACACAGCGCGGACGAAUGGCGCAUAUUGUUCGCGUUGCUAUGCGCCGCCGGUGCCGGCGCCUGGCCCGUUGGAGUGCCCGCCGAUGCUCAGAACACUACGUCGAGCCGAUCCGAAGGCUCAGAAGACGAGAGCGAGCGACGGCCUACCAGUGCGUCUUCAGAAAGCGAGCUCUCUCAAUCGCCGCAACAAGGGUGGAUUCUGGUAAAGAAUGAAGCCGCUCCCAUGGUGGAAGGCAAUCCGGGUACUGGCUGGUGGGAAGACGAGCAGAUUACGCUCCGCGGACAUCGAACAGCGGCCCUCGCACGAUGCUGCGAGGCGCUGGCCCUGGUGGUGCGCGACGUGGCGCACGUCACGCCCUACAACUGCCGCGCCGCCGUGCGCGCUGUCAGGAUCUUUGCCAGGGCGACGCUGCACGACGCCAAGAAGAGCCGCGACGGGCGCAAGCAGCGGGCCAGCUCGCGGCGGCGCGACGACUCCAGCGACGAGGAGAUCGACACUCUCGACCAGUACCACCUCAUCAGCAUACAGUUACUGGAUCUGAUGCACACUCUACACAGCAGGACUGCGCAAAUAUUCAAGUGGUGGAGGGACGAGGCCGAUCAAGGACAAAAUGCCGAAGAAUACGACUUAUGGGAAGUGGCUUGGAUGCCACUUCUACAAGGUAUUGCUGAAUUCUGCACUGACAGACGGAAACAGGUGUCCAACAGUGCCAUAGCCUACCUCCAAAGAGCGCUACUAGUGCCCGGCCUAUCGCCAGGGGCAGGCGGCGCGGGGGGCGCGGGCGGCGCGUGGGAGGCUUGCUUCCAGAGAGUCCUCUUCCCAUUGCUAGAGAGGCUACCACGGCGGGCUCACAUUGCGGCCAGGGCAAACACUAUUAUGUGCAAGGUGUUCCUCCAACACCUAUCAGCGCUGUCCCCGCGAGCCAGCUUCACGGCUCUCUGGCUGCGCGUCAUCGACGUCCAAGCGUCGUUAGUGGCGGCAGGCGCGGACGACGCGCUGACCGAAGCCGCGCUUGAGUCGCUCAAGAAUAUGAUCCUCGUCAUGGACUCUGUGCGGAUUUUCAGUAACGGAGACAAUUACAACGAGCUCUGGUAUAUCACCUGGGAGAAGAUUGGAGAGUUCCUUCCUAAUCUCAAAGAAGAACUAUUCCCUCAAGUGAAAGACAACACCACAACCAAUGUACCAGCACCACAACAGCCACUGCCAUCGAUGCCGACCCUCGUCCCAGUUCCAACCAGUACGCCUUCCACCUUAAUACCUCCCCACCCCUUACUCCCUCCGCAUAACCAAACAUCCCCUCAGCACACAUCGCCAGUGUUGGUGCCAACAUCGCCCGUGAACCUUGGCCAGUCGCCGCCAAAGUUGGCGCCAACGUUGGUCGCUCCGACCCCAGUUAGUGGAAUGGUGCCGAUACGGAAUCAACUGUACGACCAGGCCGGGCUGACGUCAUCAGUACUGUUGCAGCCGUUGAAUGAGAUGAUAUCGACACCGAUUGGGAUAUCGAUCCAAUCGCAGAUGCCGAUCCUCUACCCGCAGACUGCGCCCGAGCCUCUUCAAACCCAGAUAUCGCCCGAGCCAAUCAAAAUUGAACCCAACGCCGCCGUCACACCGCCCACAUUACUACAGCCCACCUACAUAGAAAACAUCGUUCCAGAUAAAGAUAUAAAUCAGAGCGAACUAUACGCAGAGUACUUGAUCAAUCCGUACAACGAAGCGAAAGAUUUGUCCGCUAAAGAAGCGACUUUGUACGACCCCGAGAGCCAAACGAUUGACCAGACUGUACCCGAUUCGGAACUCAGAAAUCCUUUACUAUCAAUUCUGGACAAGCAGAAGGCGUUGAGUACGAACACCACCCCUAUGCACACCAGAAAUAAGACUCAGUUUGGAUCGACAGACAACCUUAGGCCUGACUCAGGUAUUUUCAAUUUCUCUAGCUACUUUAGUUCGGUAAAUGAGCGGGGGUCGGAGGUGUUUGACACCCUGAUGUCGACUCAGGAAGGAUAGCUACCGCCCGAGUGUGAUAUAGGCACGUGGCUAUAAACUAUAGCAUAUUCAAUUAAUUAUUAUAGAAUAACAAAUUGUCAAAUUAAUGAAGUCCAGUUUUUAUCUCUUUCUAUUUACCUCUCUUUCUCCAACAUUAAUCUUUAUAUGAACUACAUUUUACAGAAUCACUGAUGAUUUCGUUCAUGAAUUUAGUUUUGAAAGUGUAUUUACUUUAUCUCUGAUACAUAAGCUUCAUAAGGCCACAAA